Dryobates pubescens (Downy woodpecker) is the source of this 2908-nucleotide messenger RNA. It is a transcript of the gene ACVR2A, whose product is annotated as activin A receptor type 2A. The transcript has 12 exons. The record is from RefSeq and is a predicted model, not a curated record. Gene Ontology annotation, cellular component: plasma membrane; activin receptor complex. Gene Ontology annotation, molecular function: activin receptor activity; activin binding; ATP binding. The coding region runs from base 928 to 2493 and encodes 521 amino acids. NCBI's taxonomy places the organism in Eukaryota, Metazoa, Chordata, Aves, Piciformes, Picidae. Gene Ontology annotation, biological process: activin receptor signaling pathway; protein phosphorylation; cellular response to growth factor stimulus.
GGGUGGGGGGGAGGGGAUGGAAAUCUCGUAGAAGAAUUGGAAAUCUUGCUGGGAUUCGGGAGUGCUGGUGUUACACGGCUCGGGAGAAGGACCGCGGAAGGGAGAUGAGCGGCUCUCGCUGACUGGCAGAAGGACUAGAAGAGAUUUGCCACUUUGCGGGGAGCCCGAAGGUUGGUUUGGUACCAAACUGUUGUUUCUCCCCCUUUCGUCUUCUGGUUAACACUAAAUCCUACAGCAUUAAAGAAACCCGAAGUGUUGCCCACGUGUAGCCGGUGGCUCGCUGCUUUGUGUCUUUGGUUUUGUUUUGUUUUUUAAGGUGAUUCUCCUCAAGAAACUGACAAAACUUCCUCCCUUCACCCGGAGGCUUUUUGAGGUCUAGAACUGGAAUGGAGCUGCUUCGGUCCCAAACACUACAUGUUGUCUGAGGGGGAGCCAGGACGAAAACAUCGUGUUUGCUGAUCGUGAUACGACUCCCCAGCACUGGGCACCCACCAGGGGUGAUGCUUCACGGAGCUUGAUGUGGAAAAGUGAAGUUGGAGAGUGCUCAGAGACUUCAUCGUGUCCAGCAGCUUAAUUGUUGACUUGUUUUAUUUUCUUUUUUUCUUUUUAAUUGGAUUCGUAGCAUACUUUUAUGAAUUAAAUUUUGCCACCGUUUGUACAGAAGCCAAAUGACACGUGUGUUUUGAAACACGGUUCCAAAUACAUCCAUCCAUCCCUCAAACCGGAUUCUCGCUAGGAAGAGUCAGAGGGAGCUCGCCAGAGCCUAAAGAAAUCUGAUUUUACUCUUUUCCUGAACACUUGCCUGCUGCAGAAAUGUUGCUAUAGAUUGCUUUAUAGCGGUUCGGCAAGAAGGGAGAUUUUUCCAGCUUGCAGGACCUAGGAAACUGGAUGCUUAAAGUCACUUAAAUGUUUUAACAGCGUUGGAAAAUGGGAGCUGCUACUAAGUUGGCGUUCGCUGUUUUUCUUAUCUCUUGCUCUUCAGGUGCCAUCCUUGGCAGAUCAGAAACACAAGAGUGCAUCUACUACAACGCUAACUGGGAGAAAGAUAAAACAAACCGCAGCGGUAUCGAGCCUUGCUACGGUGAUAAAGAUAAAAGACGACACUGUUUUGCUACGUGGAAGAAUAUUUCUGGAUCAAUUGAAAUUGUGAAGCAAGGGUGCUGGCUAGAUGACAUCAAUUGUUAUGACAGGAAUGACUGCAUAGAGAAGAAGGACAGCCCUGAGGUCUUCUUCUGUUGUUGUGAAGGCAACAUGUGCAAUGAACGCUUCUUCUACUUUCCAGAGAUGGAGGUCACACAACCAACUUCCAAUCCUGUUACACCUAAGCCACCUCUGUUCAAUACCUUGCUGUAUUCAUUGGUGCCUAUAAUGGGAAUUGCAGUGAUCGUGCUCUUUUCCUUUUGGAUGUACAGACACCACAAGCUGGCAUAUCCUCCAGUACUUGUUCCAACCCAACACGCCUUUCAUAUAAUGAUUGAGGAUCCUGGACCACCACCACCUUCACCUCUGAUGGGUUUGAAGCCGUUGCAGUUACUGGAGAUGAAAGCCCGGGGAAGAUUUGGUUGUGUGUGGAAAGCUCAACUACUCAAUGAGUAUGUGGCAGUCAAAAUAUUCCCCAUUCAGGACAAACAGUCGUGGCAGAAUGAGUAUGAAAUUUACAGCUUGCCUGGCAUGAAGCACGACAAUAUCCUGCAGUUCAUUGGGGCAGAGAAGAGAGGCACCAGCAUUGAUGUGGACCUCUGGUUAAUUACAGCCUUUCAUGAAAAGGGUUCACUAACAGACUUCCUCAAGGCUAACGUGGUCUCUUGGAACGAGCUGUGUCACAUCGCUCAGACUAUGGCUAGAGGCUUGGCUUAUCUACACGAGGAUAUACCAGGGCUGAAAGAUGGGCACAAACCUGCCAUCUCACACAGGGACAUCAAAAGCAAGAAUGUGCUGCUGAAAAACAACCUGACAGCCUGCAUUGCUGAUUUUGGUCUGGCUUUAAAGUUUGAGGCUGGCAAGUCUGCAGGGGAUACACACGGACAGGUUGGCACACGUCGCUACAUGGCUCCUGAGGUGCUAGAAGGUGCUAUCAACUUCCAGAGGGAUGCAUUCCUGAGGAUAGACAUGUAUGCCAUGGGACUGGUCCUCUGGGAGCUGGCGUCGCGCUGCACCGCCUCCGACGGCCCAGUGGAUGAGUACAUGCUGCCCUUCGAAGAGGAGAUUGGCCAGCAUCCCUCCCUGGAAGACAUGCAGGAAGUUGUAGUUCACAAAAAGAAGAGGCCUGUUCUCAGAGAGUGCUGGCAGAAACAUUCUGGCAUGGCGAUGCUGUGCGAGACCAUCGAGGAGUGCUGGGAUCACGACGCGGAGGCCCGGCUGUCGGCAGGCUGCGUGGAGGAGCGGAUCAUCCAGAUGCAAAAACUGACUAACAUUAUCACGACAGAGGACAUCGUGACUGUGGUCACAAUGGUGACAAACGUUGACUUUCCUCCCAAAGAGUCCAGUCUAUGAUAGUUGCACUGGGCACACCUCCCUGGCCGCCAGGACUCUUCACCGGAGCUGCUAAAGCUAGAGCGGGGCCUGCCGCCGGCAGCGCUGUUUGCUGGGUGAGACGAGGGGUAAGUCUCUCUGGAGCAUCAUCAAGAGGUGUUUGUCCUUUCGUUUUAUCUCCUCCCUUUCCUCCUCCCGAGCGUGGAUCCGUGGGACGUUGUGCAUUCCCUGCUCGCACCUGAAGGCCGCGGGGGGGGCCGAGCGAGGACGCCGCCGGAGGAGCCGCGAGGGAAGGCGCCGGCUGGACCUGCGGUGGCUGACCCGAAAGCCUUUUACAGACUGACACCCAGGUUUCUUAACUCCUGUCAGAAGAGACUGAUCCCUUACCACAUGAACUGCUGGUGUUGCUAUUGUUAUUAUUUUAUUUUUGGGGGUU